UCUCCCUCCUUCCGCGUGGAGUCUCUCUUUCUGUCUCCUCUUUGAGGAAGUGCGGUGGAGAAAUCUCCUUAAGGACUUUGUUAGAUGCACUUUCUUCUCCACCGUAGUUCUCAGAGGAGGGCUACCGCGCGUACCCGACACGCGCAGUCCUUCACCUCCUCCACCACCUGGUACCGCCGCUGCCUCGGUCUCGACCCUUAAACGACCAAGUACACAAUCAAUAAGACAAUAACUCUCUUGUACAGUUGGUACUGAAAUCAGACACAAAAAAAUACAAACAAGGAAAGAAUGCAGAUUAAGCAGCACAAGAAGAUCAAGAACAACAACAACAGUACUGGUGGUGAUCAUGGUCAUAGUCAUAGUGAGAAAAGGAGGUUGUUGAUAACUGUCAACGUUCUUGGAAGUGCGGGUCCGAUGAGAUUCGUGGUGAAUGAGGAUGAUGUGGUGAGUUCAGUCAUAGAAACUGCUCUCAGAUCAUACGCAAGAGAAGGAAGGCUUCCUCUUCUUGGUACUCACUCCAAUGAUUUCCUUCUCUACUGCGCCAAUGCAGGAUCUGAUGCUUUAAGUCCGUUGGCACAGAUAGGGUCUCAAGGAGUGAGGAACUUUAUGCUAUGCAAGAAGCAGAGGCAGCUGCAAGUGACAGAUAGGAAGCCAUCAGAUUUAAUUGCUCAGAAGGGAAUCAGUUGCUGGAAAUCAUGGCUUAACAACCCAUUUACUUUUAAGUUACUAUCCCAUUGA
Messenger RNA from Morus notabilis, 738 nucleotides. RefSeq lists its product as uncharacterized. NCBI's taxonomy places the organism in Eukaryota, Viridiplantae, Streptophyta, Magnoliopsida, Rosales, Moraceae. Bases 289 to 738 code for a protein of 149 amino acids. The record is from RefSeq and is a predicted model, not a curated record. The transcript has 2 exons.